Molecule: messenger RNA, 1299 nt
Organism: Dictyostelium discoideum AX4
Lineage: Eukaryota; Evosea; Eumycetozoa; Dictyosteliales; Dictyosteliaceae
Exons: 1
Coding region: 1-1299 (432 amino acids)
Source: RefSeq, a predicted model, not a curated record
AUGAACAACAACAACUUUAACGAAAAUUUAAUAUAUACAAAUAAACAGAAUCAUAAUUUCAAUAUAAAUAACUCACCAUUCAAUAACAAUUACAAUUUUCCAAUUUUUCCAACUUUUGAAAAUUUCAAUACCAACGAAUAUACAAAACACCAAUCAAUUUCAAAAUGUAGUCAAACCAAUAAUGAUAAUCAAUUUCAAAAUAAUAAUCUAGGUAUUUUAGAAUUUCAAAAUCAACACCCAAAUCAUGAAUUAACAUUCCAUGCAUUAAAUGAUCAACUUACUUUUGGUAAUGAGAUUUCAUGUCCCAAUCAAUCUAUAUUUAAAGAUAAUUCCAGUUUUUCAAGCGAUUCAUCAACUCAUUUUAAUAUUUUAAAUUGCUCAAAUGAUUUUAUUCAGCAUAAAAAUAAUAAUAAUAAUAAUAAUAAUAAUAAUAAUAAUAAUAAUAAUAAUAAUAAUAAUAAUAAUAAUAGUAAUUGUUAUGAAAAAAUUGAAAUUUAUGAUGGAAUAGGUUGUAGUUUUAGUGAUACAAAUUCAAUUUCAAGUAUUUUAAAUGAAAAUGCUGAAUUUAAUUAUGACAAAGUAAUAGAUACAAAUUAUGAUAAUAUUUUAAAAAUAAACAAUAAUUAUAAAAAUAAUAAAGAAAUUAAUGAUACAGAAGUAAAUAAUAAUAAUAGUAUUAACAUAACCAAUUAUAAUAAUUUAAAUAACAAUAGUAAUGAAAUCGAAAUUCCAAAUCUAAUUUUAUUGAAUAGCAUUGAUAUAAUUCAACAGGCUUCAUAUAAUAAUAAUUAUAAUAAUAAUAAUAACAAUAAUAUGAUUUCAAAUAAUUUUAUCAAUUUCAAUAAUAAUGAAAAUUUUAUUAAUUCAACUCAAUCAAUUGAUUUACCAAACAUAAUUAUGAAAUCAAAUUUUGGAUAUGUUAAAAAAAAUAAUUUUCGUAAAAGAGUAACAAAAGAUUUUACAAAAGAUAUUUUUAUAAAAACAAAACCAAGUGGAAAAUGUAAUUGUUUAUCAUUAAAUAACAAAUUACAAAAAUGUGGUGGUUGUGGAUGUGGUUGUAGAAAAUCUGGAAAUAAAUGUAAUGGUCGUUGUAGUUGUAAUGGUAGUUGUUCAAAUGGUAUUGAAAAUGAUUUAAUAUUCUUCAAAGUUUGGAGAUUAAAACCAAUUAAUUCAUUAAUAUUUUUAUUUGUUAAACAAAAUAAUAAAAAUAAUAAUAAUAAAAAUAAUAAUAAUUUAAUUCAAGACGAUAUUUCAAUAGGCAGUCCAACAAUCAAUAAUGAAUUCAAACCAUGGAAAUGA